GAUUCAAGAUGGCGUCCUCGAGUGAACAAAGUCGAGUAAGGGAAUUAUUUGAUUCAAUGACUUUGGGAGUAGUUCGAUCGCUUGAAAAGAAGCCAGGUGUAACAGAUGUCCGUCUACUUGAUAGACAACCAGCGGAAAAACACAUUAUCUUUACUUGGGAGCAGAAGAACAUGUGUAUCUUGCCAGAGGACUUGAAGAGUUUUUUCCUCACAACAAAUGGACUGUUAAUUCAGUGGAACAUCAAGUUUGAUGGGAGUGUUUUACCACUGGGAAAAAUGGAGCUGAAUCCUGUUACAGGUCUAGUGUUGCUGUCUAAAGCAACAUCUGUUAGUGACGACAAACCCUCAUUGGCUGAUUUAGAUACUGAUUCAGAUGAAGAAGAUGGCCAAGGUCAUAUAAAACCACACUUUGAUAAUCGCUGCAAGGUUUUUGAGCUAGAUCCAUGUGACAGCUAUGGUAAAGUCUGUUUGGUUUACAAAGCCUCUCUGGCAAUAUCUUUUUACUGCAACAGGUCUAAGUCCAGAAACAAAGCAAUGCUUUGAUGUCUUUGUAAACCAAACAGACUUUACCAUAGCUGUCACAUGGAUCCAGCUCAAAAACCUUGCAGCGAUUAUCAAAGUGUGGUUUUAUGUGACCUGGUAUCUUGCUUCAUCUUUCACUGAUUAUUUCAGAAUGAUGAUAGUACAUCUUUGCAUUCCUCUGUGGCAAUAUAUUUUUACUGCAACAGGUCUAAGUCCAGAAACAAAGCAAUGGCUGCGGGAAGCAGGAAACUUUGGUCAUAAAGAGUUUUGGGUCACUUGGCUUGCAAGACUUCUUAGAAUCAUCACUGAACAUUUUGACGGGAGUGUUUUACCACUGGGAAAAAUGGAGCUGAAUCCUGUGACAGGUCUAGUGUUGCUGUCUAAAGCAACAUCUGUUAGUGAUGACAAACCCUCAUUGGCUGAUUUAGAUACUGAUUCAGAUGAAGAAGAUGGCCAAGGUAUUGACCAAACAUGGGGACAGAUCCAGGAAUUUGACAGAGGGAGGGGGAGAGGGGAAGCAUCCUUUGACUUAAAAAAACAAAAACAAAAAAACUACUUUUCUUUAUGUUGGGCCCAAACAUAUAUAAGCAAAGGAAUGAUUCAGGCCAAGUGA
Molecule: messenger RNA, 1134 nt
Organism: Pocillopora damicornis (cauliflower coral)
Lineage: Eukaryota; Metazoa; Cnidaria; Anthozoa; Scleractinia; Pocilloporidae
Product: tubulin polyglutamylase complex subunit 2-like
Biological process (GO): protein polyglutamylation
Source: RefSeq, a predicted model, not a curated record